AUGUGCAAAGACCCUUAUGCGUGCACUGGUGACCAUUGCUGCCGACAGACCGUGGCCGAAUGUCCAAUGGGUGAGCGAGUAGCUUCUCCAAUGCUGUCACUUGAACUGCCUGAGUGGAUCGGCCAAUUCACACCCGACAUGGCCGAGCUGAUGCGCAGCACAACGACUUUGGAUGCGUACUCGCAGUUUCUGGAGAGCUUGGGCACAACCUCACGUGCGCCAAGCCUCGCGCAACAAAUUGGAGAUUAUGCGUGGGCGGGAAGCGCUGUCCUCAUCGCCAUCGGGCUGACCUGCUCUUGUUUGGCUUGCUAUUACAUGGGAGUCAUCAACGCAACCCAUAUUAGGAAAGUUGUUCUUGGGCCAGCGCGUUUGUUGAACGCAUACCAUGCGGACCCGGUAACAAUUUUUGCAUCUGGGAACAUGCCUCGCGACAAGAAGCGCGAAGCACCUCUUCCACCCAUGAGACCUGCACAUGAGAUCGAGGAAGAACGCAAGGAUAACGAAGCUUGCGCUGCUUUGGAAGAUGCUUGGGACAUCGCUACUCUAAAAGGUAUGAGACACCUGGUGAGCAAAGCGAACGAUCCGGAUCCCUUCCAGGCAACUUUGCUCCGCUUCGUUGGCAAGAACAGUGACCGGGAAUCUGAGGCCAUGGAUUGCAACGACAAUGUGCAAGAUGGCAGAGAGCGAGGUGCUGUCUGCGAAGUACGGAACAGCGGGUGGAAGCAUAUCGAAGAUCUGCGAGCGGCCGUGCAGGCUGCCAAAUUCCAGGAUAUCAGCGAGUCUCACAUGAAGGAGGCGCAGGCGCUCUUGGCAGCACUUGUUGCCCGAACUCAUGAGCUUCCCUCUGACCGAUGCGUCCUGGAUCCAGAUGGUAAAGGUAUCAAGUUGCUGCCCAAAGGACAACAAAGAGCUGUGUGGCACAUUACAGGUGACGCCUACACCUUCGAGCAGGGCUCCUCCCAGGGAGGUGACAUGGGUGUGGACAUUUCACCUCCGAAGGAUUUGCUGGGUGAUGCUGCUGUGGAUGAUGCCCGGCCCGUCUGUGCCCAGUGGGCAAAGAGCUCUCGCUGCAAAGCGGGCCGCGAUUGCCCCUGGCGCCACUGCCGCCCGCAGGCUGGAGACUCGGUGCGCGAAUGCAUAUUGUUUGACGACGUGUGA
Molecule: messenger RNA, 1158 nt
Organism: Symbiodinium pilosum
Lineage: Eukaryota; Dinophyceae; Suessiales; Symbiodiniaceae
Source: the annotation of a GenBank genome assembly